Molecule: messenger RNA, 3541 nt
Organism: Ruditapes philippinarum (Manila clam)
Lineage: Eukaryota; Metazoa; Mollusca; Bivalvia; Venerida; Veneridae
Product: dolichyl-diphosphooligosaccharide--protein glycosyltransferase subunit 2-like
Exons: 17
Coding region: 99-1826 (575 amino acids)
Biological process (GO): protein N-linked glycosylation
Cellular component (GO): membrane; oligosaccharyltransferase complex
Source: RefSeq, a predicted model, not a curated record
CUUCUCUCAAUUUAGACGGUAACUCUAUUAGUGUGUUCCGGCCUUAUUAGAUUUUUAACAAAACAAAAUUAUUACGUAGCGCAUUUCAAGUUGCCCGGAUGUCACACGUCCCCGGAAGUGACCUAUCUAAAAUGGCGAAAGGUUCAGUUGUGUUAUAUCUGUUUGCUGUGGCUGUGGUUGGUCAGGCACUGACUCCGUCCACAUUUCUGACCACUGUGGACAGAGAGAGAUUGAGGUCUGUGUUUGAAUCAGCACAACCAUACACUGAUGCUGCCAAUGCACAUUAUUCCAUCUUGGGUCUUAAACUGCUUGGAGCAACAAUUCCCAAGGAGCAGGAGGUAUGCAGAUCUGUGACCUCAUCUGUAGAGGCCAACAGCGUAGCAUCCUGGUUCCACGCCUCCUCAGCAGCCAAAGCUUUGUCUGGAUGUAAACUUUCCCCGGGAAAUGCUGAAAAACUUCUCACCGCUGCAGUUGCUGAGGACAGCAGUGUUGCUGAUAUCUAUUAUGCUUACUUCGCAUUGAAAAAUCUAGGUCUUGCAGUUGAUGGAAAGAAAGUCUUGGCAGCUCUCACAGAGGCUUUAAAGAAAGACGAUUCUCCAUUGAGUCAUAGCUAUGCAUUCCGUGUGGCCACAGAGCUCAAUACAGAUCUCAACAAAUAUUUUGAUCUGAUAGAAGAUGUUGUCGCCCAAGCUGAUGAGGUUGAUGACAAAUAUCUGCAGUUUGAAGGUGGACUAUUUGUAUCUGCAUCAGUUGUAGAUAGCUCAUAUAAACUAGCAGGAAAAGUUGGCAAAGCUCCAACUAUAUCUCAGGAUAAAGUAUUGAAGUUUGCCAAUUACUUUAUGAGCCGUAAACAUGUACAUCAACUGAAAUCUGCAUACGCUCUUCUCUCUGCCAUCAACACACUCACUGAUAACAAGUUCCAUGUGCCAGUUAGAGUAACCAACUUAAUGGGAGGCAGUCUAGGUAAACUGACAGUUACUGCUGAUAGUGCUAAGAAUGUUGGAGACCAGUCUGUUGUUGUUAACAAGAAACAAUUCAAGGCCACAAACGAAGAAUCCCUGUAUGAGAUGGACUUCAUGGCAAAUAAACCCUCCAGUGGCUUCUAUAAGGUAACUAUUAGUGUAGAGGCCCAGAAAGCUGACAGUAGGCUCAUUGGUACAUCUGGGGCAUCGGUCACUGUCAAGGUCACUACUCAGAUAGCUGUGGAAAGUGUCGAGAUUGGUGUCGCUGAUAAGGAUCAAGGUUCAGCUCCAAAACCAGCCAGAAUUCAGUAUCCGAGAAGUAAAGACCACUCUUUCGAAACGGACUUCCAUCAGAAAAAUGUUGGCGGAAGUGCCAAAGAUUUUGGUUAUAAAUCUGGCAAAUACAAUGUUGAGUUGAUUGUUGGAGAUGCUGUCAUUGAAAAUCCAAUCUCAUGGAAACUGGCUGAUGUUGCUUUGACAUUCCAAGAAAUGCCAGCCACUGGUAAGAAAGUGGAUCAGUACGCCAAGAAACCAGAAAUUAAGCAUAUGUUCAGAGAGCCAGAGAAAAGACCAUCAAAGACUGUAUCACUGGCAUUUACUGGACUGGUUCUUGUUCCAUUUGCCAUUCUCUUCAUCUGUUGGAUGAAGAUUGGAGUAAAUAUCUCAAACUUCCCAUUCUCUGUCAGUGCUAUUGGCUUCCACGUCUGUCUUGGUGCAUUGUUUGGCCUAUAUUACAUGUACUGGACAACAUUCAACAUGUUUGAUACAUUGAGAUAUCUCGGAUUGUUAGGAAUUCCAACAUUUAUAUUUGGCAAUAGAUUACUUAGCAGUAUAGCAGCAAGAAGGAAAGGAGAGAAGUCUUAGAAAUACGAGAAUUUACUAGCUGGAGUGAAUGUGUAAAGGUCCAUGGUUUAAAGAAUAUUUAAUGAUGUUUAUUUGUUUAGUUUGUUAAUCAAAUUAUGGAAAGAAUUCAAUGUGUACAAGGUCUCUGGUUACAUACAUUUAUAUUCUGUGUCAUAUGAAAUGUUGCUCCUCAAAUUGUAUGAGUUUUGUUUUACAAUUAUUUUUUUACCGUAAUAUAGUUUGGAGGUUAAUAAAAUAUUUUUUUUAUAGGAACAUAGAUAGCAAGUUACCAUUUAGAGUUGACACAAAGCAGAGAUCUUGUUCAUUAUGAAUAUAGUCCUAUUUAAGAGAAAAAAACAGUGAUGUCCAAAGAUAUAUAUAUAUAGGUAGAUUACCUUGUAAAUAAAGAAAAAAGUCAGAAAACAGAGAGUGCAUUGUUCAUUUGUUCUGCUUCUCAUAAUUAAUGUUGGUUAAGGUUUUACAAUAGAAGUUGUCAAUUUUUUAUUAUCAAUUUAUUUCAAGUUGUCAAUAUUCAUGGAUUAAUUUCAUGGUAAGCAGUAUUCUAAUUGGCUCUUUCUGAUCAUUUCAUCCAGUAUCCCCUUAACCUGCUGAAUAUCUUAAUUGGACUUGCCCAUCUUUCAAUCCGGACAAAACCAUUCAUCAAUUUUAGGGAAAAUUUCCUUAAUUACAAUUUAUUGAAUACCAAAAUAUGCAGACCAAGAUCAGAUGCCAGAAGUUAUAUUACUACUAACUAGUCCAGACUUGGUGUAUGUCUUCAUCAAUGAGUAAUUCUAUACCUGUCAUGACAGUUUUGUAAGUACCCUCUCUGAGAUGUGUAUCAGGAUAUUGUUUUGGUUUAAUUUAUAUGCUAAUAGAUAACUAAGAAAAAGUGCUUUAUGUAUUAGGAACAUCUUGUUUUUUGUUUCUCACUAUUGGCAUAAAUAUAUAUAGACUUCGGAUAUUUACCUAGCAUAAAUGCUAAAGAAAAGCAAAACUUGAAUGUUUUCUUUUUUGAUAACACAAUACUUGAUGUAUUGAAGGCAAUCUCGUUAAAAUCAGAUAGUUUGGUCUGUUGCUCUUCCCUGUGACCUAGCAAAAGAUAGUGGAGGGACAGAAUAUGAUUUUAAUGAUAUUGGACAGUAAGCUAACUAGGUGCAAUAUGUAAUGUCAUUAAGUUUCCCAAAGUACAUGGCAAUGUUUUUGUUCUACAGUUGUCAUAAAGUUUUGACGUAAGUUUUAAUUUUUAUCUCUUGAUGUUUCUUUUUGUAUGAAGCAUUCCAAAGCCAUUUUCUUUCAUUCAGACAAGAGAACAGAUAAAAAAACAUCGUAUAUCAAAGUAUACUUAUUGUUAAGAAAUCCAUGUGCUAGAUUUGAAGGACCAUUUCAGAAUAUGUGUAAAUUGAUAUUUUAGUAUUUCCUUUUUAAAUAUUUUUUGACAAACUUUAAGACAGUUUAUAAAUCUAAUGUUUUUGUUAAACAGUUUAAAUAUGAAAGGAUCAUAAUUACAGAUAUCGCCAUUACCUAUGCAUUUAUAAGGAUUUUUUUGUACACAUUAGCUGUGUUUAAAUAUAUUUUUCAAAGAUUUAUUGAAACCAAAUUUAUUCUGUUCUAAUUUAUGAUUGUUGUGAAAUAAGUUGGUGUAUGACAAGGUUUAAAAGUUAUGUAUGUUAAUUAUGCUAGAAUUAUGUGUGUAAAUUUAGUAUUUCUAUUGAAAUAAAUAAUCUUUAUAUGUGAAA